Papaver somniferum (opium poppy) is the source of this 1089-nucleotide messenger RNA. RefSeq lists its product as uncharacterized. Gene Ontology annotation, molecular function: nucleic acid binding; RNA-DNA hybrid ribonuclease activity. The coding region runs from base 1 to 1089 and encodes 362 amino acids. Lineage: Eukaryota; Viridiplantae; Streptophyta; Magnoliopsida; Ranunculales; Papaveraceae. The transcript has a single exon. The record is from RefSeq and is a predicted model, not a curated record.
AUGGAUACUUCACAACGGAUAAAGCUCUUCAUAUGGAAGUGCUUGCAGGAUGCUUUACCAACAAAAAUGAAACUAGGAGCAGCCACAGAUGAGGAAAAAAAAUGUGUCUUCUGUCAGCAUAUGGAAGAAUCUACAUAUCAUCUUUUCUUUGAAUGUGCAUAUGCCAAGCAAGUUUGGAUCUUACCACCAAUGGCUUCUCAGGGAGUAUCUCUAAACUUAACAAAUGCUAAAACUUUUUUGGAACAUUAUAAUGAAUGGAAGAUAGGAAACUUAGAUUCAAUUUUUAUGGCUUUAGCAGCAACAAAGUGCCGGUUCAUAUGGAAAGAACGAUGUUUGAGAGUGUUUGAAAACAAAACUAGAACUUCUGAGCAACUAGCAAUUGCUAUAUCAAGUUACUUUGUUUAUUGGCACCCAAACAACAGACACACUAAUCACAGAUUGCACAGCAUUAAUCAUUCCAGAAAUAUUUAUUGGCAACUACCACCUGCAAAUACUCUGAAACUGAACUGUGAUGCUUCUUGGCUAUCUGAAAUCACUAGUGCAGGUUUUGGUUUUGUCAUUCGUAAUUCAACAGAAACCUUUACAGCAGCAGAACAUGGAUGGUGCAGGACCUUCUCCGCCGAAGAGGAAAAAGCUGUAGCUCUUCCCAAGGCAACGCAAUGUCCCAGCAUACACAAUAUUCAAAACUUGAUAAUAGAAGGAGACAAUCAAGCUACAAUAUCGUAUCUGCAAGGAAAGACAAAUUCAGUGAAAUGGCAAUGCAUAGCAGUUUUAGAAGAAGUUAAAGUUGUAGCAGCUAAACUAGUUUCCUUUAAAGGCUUCCAGUAUGUAGAUAGAAGAGCUAACAAGGUGGAAGACUUGUUGGCAAAGGAAGGGAGAAGAUCAAACAAUACAUCUUUUUGGUCUGAUCAAGCUCCUAGCUUUUUAUUUCCCGCAAUAGCUUUUGACACUGUCAAAGCUUAUGAAUUAUGUAACUCUAAUGACACUACCCUUGUAUCUUGUUCUGCCAUUGUUAAUCCAACAAAUUCAGUCAUUAGAAGAGCAACUCAACAUGAGUUAGUCUCAGAAAAGUCUGAAUUAGCAGAUUAA